Ochotona curzoniae (black-lipped pika) is the source of this 312-nucleotide messenger RNA. RefSeq names its product 26S proteasome complex subunit SEM1-like. Gene Ontology annotation, biological process: proteasome assembly; mRNA export from nucleus; double-strand break repair via homologous recombination. The record is from RefSeq and is a predicted model, not a curated record. Gene Ontology annotation, cellular component: proteasome complex; proteasome regulatory particle, lid subcomplex. Lineage: Eukaryota; Metazoa; Chordata; Mammalia; Lagomorpha; Ochotonidae.
AUGACGAUCACGUCUCAUCAUCUCCGUCCUCGCGGCCUGCAGGUCACCAGGUCCAAGUUGCAACACUUGGGCAGAGGAGCGGUCUUGGCUGUGGAGGAGCGAGGCCUCCACGCUUCCUGUUCACCUGCAUCCGGUUGGCCGAGGCAGGUAGCCCUGUCCGAGAUAAGGCAGCCGACAGACCUGGGACUCCUGGAGAAGGACAAGUUCGAGGAGUUUCCCAACGAAGGCUGGGCCACUUGAGAUGGAGAUGAAGAUGUCUGGAGUAACUGGGAUGAUGACAAUGUGGAUGGGGACUUCUCCAAUCAGCUGUGA